GCAACUCCGAGCCCAUUUUAUUGAACGUAUAGGUCAACACAAACUGGGGGUGAGAAAUUGAAAUACACCCUACCAAAAAAACCACAGAGUUAAACGCAGCGUUUUCCUGCUUGUUAUUUUUCUCAAAACACCCCCUUCACUCUCUUUCCCUCUGUUCCAAUUCAACUCUACUGGUUACUGCGCCAGAAUCACAAUUUGUAAAAAAAAAUCAAGUUUUUAAACGGUUAUCGAAGGCUUUGAAAUUCAAUUGUAAUAGGUUUUGUGCUCAAACUUCAUCAUGGAUGUGUUUAAAAGGGCCAUAAUACAGCCUGGUCCUCCUGAAAGUUUUGCUCUGCAGACUGUUCAAGAAGUAAUAAAGCCUCAGAAACAAACAAAGUUAGCCCAAGAUGAGAAUCUGUUCCUAGAAAAUAUUCUACGGCUGCUACUUCAAGAAUUUGUGUCGGCAGCAUUUCAGUGUGGGGAGAAAGUAAUGCAAUACGGGCAAUCGAUUGAUGCCAAUGAAACUGCCCAGGGCCACAUUCCUCGCCUUCUUGAUAUAGUACUGUAUCUGUGUGAGAAGGAACACAUUGAAGGUGGAAUGAUUUUUCAGCUGUUGGAAGACUUAACAGAAAUGUCUACAAUGAAGAACUGCAAGGAUAUUUUUGGCUAUAUAGAGAGUAAACAAGAUAUAUUGGGAAAGCAAGAACUUUUCGCUCGAGGAAAACUUGUGAUGCUGAGAACCUGCAAUCAACUUCUUCGUCGUCUUUCAAAGGCAAAUGACGUGGUCUUUUGCGGAAGAAUUCUCAUGUUUCUGGCACAUUUCUUUCCAUUAUCAGAGCGAUCUGCCUUAAAUAUCAAGGGAGUUUUUAACACAUCGAAUGAAACAAAAUACGAGAAAGAACCCAUAGAAGGCAUAUGUAUUGAUUUCAAUUUUUAUGAAACUUUUUGGGGCUUACAGGAAUAUUUUUCUAACCCUGCUUCUAUUAAUCAUUCUCCAAUAAGGUGGAAAAAGUUCACCUCCAGUUUGUCGGUUGUACUGAAUACAUUUGAAGCACAACCUUUAAGUGAUGAAGAAGGAGAUGCUAAUAAUUUGGAAGAAGAGGCAGUUAACUUUAGUAUAAAAUAUCUCACAAGCAGUAAACUAAUGGGUCUAGAGUUGAAGGAUCCAAGCUUUCGACGUCAUGUUCUUGUGCAGUGUCUCAUAUUGUUCAACUAUUUAAAGGCCCCUGGAAAAGGUGACAAAGAUUUGCCAUCUGAAAACAUGAAAGAUGAGAUUACAUUGUGUGAAGAGCGUGUUAAAAAACUUAUUGAACUGACUCCACCCAAAGGGAAAGAGUUCCUUCACAAAAUCGAGCAUAUAUUAGAACGAGAAAAGAACUGGGUAUGGUGGAAACGUGACGGCUGCCCACCAUAUGAGAAACAACCUGCGGAGAAGAAAGUGGUACAAGAUGCUUCGAAGAAGCGUAAGCCAAGAUGGAGAAUGGGCAACAAAGAACUGUCUCAGUUGUGGAAGUGGGCAGAUCAAAAUCCGAAUGCUUUAACUGAUCCUCAGCGUGUUCAAACACCUUCAAUUAUGGAGUACUGGAAACCCUUGGCUGAAGAUAUGGAUCCUUCUGCUGGAAUAGAAGCUGAAUAUCAUCACAAGAAUAACCGGGUUUAUUGUUGGAAAGGUCUCCGCCUUUCAGCACGGCAAGACUUGGAAGGAUUUUCUAAGUUUACUGAAUAUGGAAUUGAAGGGGUUGUACCACUAGAACUUUUGCCACCCGAUGUCCGAUCUAAAUACCAAGCUAAACCAAAUGACAGAAGUAAACGUAAUAAAAAGGAAGAUGCAAAAAACAAUGCUCAUCAAGUUGAGGAAAAUCAGAAUGCUGCCACACCUGCAACUGAGAUGGAUGGUGAAAGCAUUAGAACCGAUACCGCAGCAACACCUAUGGAAUUCGAUGCUGUUCCUAUCCCUGGUUCUCAAGGUGGAACCUCAACUUCUGACGAACUUCAGAAGAAUAGCCCUGAUACUGAUAUCGAUCCAGAAGCAGGUCAAUUGGAUGCAGAUGCUGAAGUUGAACCUGGAAUCAUAGACGAGAAUGAUGCUGAUGCUGAUGCUGAUGGUGAUGUUGAUUUAGAUGCAAGUGGCUGAGGAUUUCACCUUAAGGAUGAGGAUCAUUAGAAUAGGGGACGCCAGCAUCCUUUUUUUAGUGACAAAGAUAGCUGCAACAUUCUUCCCCAUUAGAUCAAGUUAAAGGCAUUUUUUUUUUGUGAUAUUUCAAAUGACAGGAAGGAGAUUAUAUUUGAAUUGUUGUAUAAUAUUGGUCGAAAGUGAUUAUCUGAAUGAAGAGUGACAAUAUGAAUACUUGUACUUGUAUGUGGAAAAAAUGAAAUGAAGUAUCCUCAAUUAGCUUUUUCA
Messenger RNA from Lathyrus oleraceus (garden pea), 2380 nucleotides. RefSeq names its product THO complex subunit 1. The coding region runs from base 278 to 2113 and encodes 611 amino acids. Gene Ontology annotation, cellular component: THO complex part of transcription export complex. Lineage: Eukaryota; Viridiplantae; Streptophyta; Magnoliopsida; Fabales; Fabaceae. Gene Ontology annotation, biological process: mRNA export from nucleus. The record is from RefSeq and is a predicted model, not a curated record. The transcript has 22 exons.